UUUUCUCCGAGACCUAGUCCCAAGUGGCUCGUUCUGGGGAGCUGGUGAACAUCUCUGCGAGUGUGAAAAUGUUCUCGAGAUUGGCUCUGCGUAACGUGGCAACGCGUAUCCCUGCUCUGGCACGUGUUCAGAGUUCAGCAGCAGCAGCACCACCUGAUUUCUCGAAUAGACCAGAACGUCCAGUUGAGCCAAGCCCUGUGCGUCAUGGUUUCAUUCCAGAGGAGUGGUUCCAAGCGUUUUACAAUAAGACCGGUUACACUGGCCCCUACGCCUUCUUCUUCGGUGUUACCACGUACCUCGUCUCCAAGGAGAUCUACGUUCUGGAGCACGAGUUCUACACUGGAGUCUCGGUGUUCAUUAUGAGCGUAGCUAUUGUAAAGAAAUUGGGCCCACAACUAGCUGCAUACCUGGAUGAGGGAAUGGACAAGGAAGAGGCGGAGCUGCAGGCGACCAGGACAUCCGAAAUCCAGUCUCAUCAGGAGUUUAUCGAUCACGUAAAGAAAGAGAAAUGGAGAACAGAGGCUCAGGCUUGGAUUGUGGAUGCCAAAAAGGAGAACAUCAAGAUACAACUGGAGGCUGCAUACAGAGAACGCAUCCACAGAGUUUACACAGAGGUGAAGAAACGUUUGGACUAUCAACUGCAGAUUGCCAAUGUGGAGCGCAGAGUUGCCCAGAAACACAUGUCCGAAUGGAUAAUAAACAGUGUAUUGAAGGCGAUAACACCGGAGCAGGAGAAGGCCACUCUCCAGCAGUGCAUCGCCGAACUUCAGGGGCUUGCACCAAAGGCAUAAAUUGUUACACGUGUAGGGAUAAUAGAAUUGAUCAACAAUUGGAAUUUUAUUUUGAUUCAAAGCCGAUCGGGUCUAGCGAUAAUGUUUGAACUUUCUCAAUCGUCAUUAUGUAAAGUUGUAAUAUUGUCAUUCAGUUGAAAAUCGUCGCUAUCGAGUUACGAGUAAAUCAAUAAAGAUGUUACUGGCCUGGUGGUGAAAGUCAGUGUA
Messenger RNA from Diachasma alloeum, 998 nucleotides. It is a transcript of the gene ATPsynB, whose product is annotated as ATP synthase subunit b, mitochondrial. The transcript is spliced from 4 exons. Gene Ontology annotation, biological process: proton motive force-driven ATP synthesis. Gene Ontology annotation, molecular function: proton transmembrane transporter activity. The record is from RefSeq and is a predicted model, not a curated record. NCBI's taxonomy places the organism in Eukaryota, Metazoa, Arthropoda, Insecta, Hymenoptera, Braconidae. Bases 69 to 791 code for a protein of 240 amino acids.